This is a messenger RNA of Exaiptasia diaphana, 969 nucleotides long. RefSeq lists its product as uncharacterized. Bases 109 to 570 code for a protein of 153 amino acids. The transcript is spliced from 2 exons. The record is from RefSeq and is a predicted model, not a curated record. Lineage: Eukaryota; Metazoa; Cnidaria; Anthozoa; Actiniaria; Aiptasiidae.
AUUUUUUUCGACCUCGUGUAAAAGCUAGAAAUUUUUUGCGUCCCACCCACCAAACUUGUAAAGGCUUUGAAUUUAUGGUUCCAAAUCACCAGAAUCUCUCUGAAAAAUAUGCCUGAAUGCGAAACAGAACACACAGACUUCAACGAGAUCGAUGUUCACAGAAAAAAGUCACGCUUUAACGCGGGAAAAGUUUGGAGUUCGCCKAGUCCUGGCAGUCGUACUCUAGAACUUGAAGGUGUUAUUCAGGUCUUAAAAGAAUACGAUUCCAUCGAAGGCAAUGACAUUAACUGCUGUAUUUGUGGUAAACUCUAUAAAAGUAAAGUGUGUUUUACCAAGCAUCUAUGGGAGCAUAGCAUCUAUUGGGAUACUUUUGACGGCGUCAAGAAUCAAGAGCGAGUCCUAUCUAUUCAAGCAGCGAUUAUUCUGUCACAGCCGUAUUUAGAGUUCUUGCUUGUAACGUCGCCGUCGUCAAAUGAAAAGCGAAAAGAGGAUGUUGUCAAAAAUAGUGGGCCGAAAAAGAUGGCGUCGAGAAAGAGAAGUCGAGGAUCAGAGUCUUCUGUAGAUUUAUAGCUUUUUCUUAGUGUGGUAAAUAGUAUAUUAUUGAGUAGUUACUAUAAAAUGUACAUGUACGCAUAUAAAUAUAUAUACAUAUUAUAUAUACAUAUAUUAUCAUGCCUCUUGUGUAUAUUACACAGCGCGUUAUGGUAUGUCAUUUGACAGCACGAUAAUUAUACCAAUAUAUCAGUUAAAAAAAGACGUAAUUUUUGACAUUGUAUGAAAAAUAAUAAUAAAUUGAUGUUAGAAUUGUUAUGUUUCGAUUGAAGCAACGUUUAGUAAAAAAAAACUUGUACAAUAGUAAGAUAUAUAUUGUAAAUGAGGUUUCAUUUGUAAAUCAUUAUUUUGAAGUCCAGAAUAUAGGACUUUUUGACCUAAAAGAGGACGUGUAAUAAAAUAUGUUUGAAAGAAUUA